Molecule: messenger RNA, 2984 nt
Organism: Cornus florida
Lineage: Eukaryota; Viridiplantae; Streptophyta; Magnoliopsida; Cornales; Cornaceae
Product: protein LYK2
Exons: 1
Coding region: 197-2236 (679 amino acids)
Biological process (GO): protein phosphorylation
Molecular function (GO): protein kinase activity; ATP binding
Source: RefSeq, a predicted model, not a curated record
GCCAAAACAACUGGAAAUCAGAGUAAAAACAUUCAUUUGUCACCCCCAAGAAUUCUGUCUAUGAAAUGCUCUCUUUCAUACACCAUUUUGUAUAGAUCCAAAAUAUUCACCCACUCAAAAGUGAGAAAGCUCUUCUAUUUUAUUAGUUUGUCCAUGUGGAAUUGAGUACUACUCUCUACUCCUAGGCACAGCAACUAUGACCACUAAGUUCCAACUGAGAGCUUGGGUUUUCUUCAUUUUGGUAACUGUCUCUACACUUGGACAGAACUUGCUGAGCUGUGAAAAUACCUCCCCUGAUGCUUCUGGCUAUAGUUGCAGUGGAAAUGGACCUCAGAAUCAAUGUGGGACAUUUGUGAUUCUUCGAACGAAUUCAUACUACUCAUCUCUUUUCAAUUUGAGCGUUUAUUUGGGGAUUAACCGGUCCGUGCUUGCAGAAGCAAACGGCUUCUCUGCUGACACACAGUUUCUUGCCAAAGACCAGCCUUUGUUGAUCCCAAUUGAUUGUCAAUGCAAUGGUGGUUACUUCAAGGCAGAAUUGAGGAAAACUACCGUUAAAGGCGAAAGCUUUUAUGGUAUUGCGGAGUCUCUGGAGGGCUUAACGACUUGCAAAGCCAUCCGAGAGAGGAAUCCAAGUGUCUCGCCAUGGGGCCUCGGAGAGAAGCUUCAGUUACUGAUCCCACUGAGAUGUGCCUGUCCCGGUCCAUCUGAACUCGGCCAACGUACAAAAUUUCUGCUGUCUUAUCCUAUAACUGAAGGUGAUACACUUCCUAUCUUGGCCUUUCAGUUCAAUACUACUCCCGAAACUAUAAUCUCUGCCAAUAAUAGAUCAGGUUCAAGUUUCAAUCCACAAAGCUUACUACCGGUUUCAACACUUCUGAUUCCAGUUAACAGUAAGCCUGUCCUUAGUUCGCUAGCCAAACCCCGUGAGCCCAGUUUUGGAUUUCCAUCAACUGGUGUCCCAAUAAUUAGUCCACACAAGAAGAAGUCGAAAAUGUGGAAGAUUGGAAUUUAUAUUGCAGUGACCGGGGUCACAGUGGGAGCUGUCGUUGCAAUUGCAGCAGCCUUUUUGGUGAUUAAAUGGAAAAGGAAGGUGCGGAGUUCGUGCAAAUUGGCAGAUGUGGAGCUGCAGCAGCUUAAUCUAAGCGUCAGAACCAUAGGCGAUAAGAAAGUCUCGUUUGAGGGAUCCCAAGACACUCUUGAUGGCCAAAUCAUCGACGCCACACAACAUAAGAUGUUGGUGGAGAUGUAUUCCCUUGAGGAUCUGAGGAAGGCAACAGAGGACUUCUGUUCAACUAAUCUCAUUGAGGAAUGUGUCUUUCAUGGUCGUCUCAAUGGGAAGAACUUGGCAAUAAAGCGCACACAGACAGAGACUAUCUCAAAGAUCGAGUUUGGGCUUUUUCAUGAUGCAACUCACCAUCAUCCAAACAUACUUGGGCUGAUAGGGACAUGUUCAAAUGAAGGCACUCCCGAUUCAUUCUUGGUUUUUGAGUAUGCCAAGAAUGGUUCCUUGAAGGACUGGCUUCACGGCGGAUUGGCAAUGAAAAGCCAAUUCAUCGCGUCCUGCUAUUGCUUCUUGACAUGGAAUCAGAGGCUGAGGAUCUGUCUUGAUGUAGCUACUGCCUUACAGUACAUGCACCAGAUUAUGAGCCCAUGUUAUGUUCACAGAAACAUAAAAAGCCGGAACAUCUUUUUAGACGAAGAAUUCAAUGCAAAGAUUGGGAAUUUCGGCAUGGCAAGAUGUGUUGAAGUUGAAAAACAAACCAAGGAAUCACAAUCCUACUCAAGUCAUCAUCAUGCCUCAUGGAGUAGAGGGUACUUAGCGCCCGAAUAUCUUCACCAGAACAUGAUUGCCCCGAGCAUCGAUAUCUUUGCUUAUGGUGUGGUUUUGCUAGAGGUUCUAUCGGGGCAAACUCCCAUUACCAGCAGCAGUGAGAAAGGAGAAGGGUGUGUUAGGCUGUCCGAGGAAAUCAAGCUCAUACUUCAAUCAGAAAACGCGGAGGAGCUGAGGCAAUGGAUGGACAAUGCAUUGGGCGACAACUAUUCAUUCGAUGCAGCUGUCACAUUAGCCAACCUUGCAAGAGCCUGCGUAGAGGAUGAUCCAUCCUCGAGACCAAGUGCCAGAGAAAUUGUCGAGAAGUUGUCAAGAUUGGUCGAAGAAUUGCCAGAGGCAGAGCAAUUCUCAAUCUGUGAAAGCUCUUGCAAGCCUCUAGUCAAGGCUGCUGCAAAUAGUAUGUGAACCAAGAAUCUGGAUUCUCUCCACAGCAGGAGAUCCUGUGCCUACAAAGUGCAACACCAUGAAAUAACGAUGUAAUGUAGUUAUUGCAUAAAUGAUGUAAUCUGUUGUAUAAGUGAUGUGAAGGCACGAAACACAACACGGGAUGAAAUGGCACAGGAGAGGAUUCUGGUUCGUGAAUCAACCACCCAUUGUACUGUUUAGAAAGAUGAAGCCUUAGGCUUUUGGCAUCUUGAUAUGAAAUAGUGGAAUCCUAUGUAUAUAUAUAUGUGUGUGUGUAAUUAAGAAACCAAAUACUAGACCCCCAGAAAUAGCAGGUUUCUACUUUGUAUUCGCUCUUUCCUUGUAUGUUAAUAAAUCUCAUGGUACUGGGUUUGUUUUUUUUGGAAUUUAUGGUGCCGGGUUUGUUGUGAUAUGCUUUGUGUUGGUAUAUAAAUGGUACCAUUUUUGCCGAAAAUGUUAUCAUGUAGUGCGUCAUUCAAGCAUGUGUUGGUUCUGAAUAUUUCAGUCAAAGCUCAGUCAUCCAUGCUUUCCAAAAUGUCCGUCCUUUAUUUAUUUUAGUUCAAAAUUUCAGACUAGUCCAAUUCUUGGUGACAGAAAAAAAUUGAAUUCUGUAUUUAAUUAGAAGUACUAUUUCUACCACCACUAGCCAUUGGUAUGAUUUUUUUUUUUUUUUUAAAGAAAAUAUUGAGAAUUCGAAUUCUAAAUAAGACAAGUUGCAAAUACAGAAAUGGAUGUGAAAUUUUAUGGA